AUAAAUACUUCUCAUCUUUCACUGUAUCCCCUUAUCCGAGUAAAAUUCUCCUCGCCGAUGAAGAAUCGUAGUUGCUGAAUCAUCAAUACUGCAGCCAUCACCAUGCUGAACCGUGCUGAAAAGAAAAGGAAUAUCACAAAAAAAGGUUAUACCCGGUGAAGGAGUCAUAGAGGAGAAAAAAAAAGAGGAUAGAUUAGUAGAAGGAAACAAUGAGACUGAGAAGGUGUUAAUCAUGAUGUAGGUGGCUGAGAAGGUGGAUUUGUACGAAUUUUAAAUGGAAGAUUCUCAUCACAAAGAUGAUGAGAGAGAAUAUUUAAGUGUUCUGAUUAAAUAAAUAUGAGUAAAAAUAAAAUUUAAAAUAGUAAAAAAAAAAAGAAUAUCACUUGUCUUUAUCAGUUUCCUCUCUUUCUCUCUCUCACUUGUCUGAAUUAGCAGUUGAAAAUGGUGACCGGCGCCGCCAAAUUCCUACUCUCCGCCGGCGCUGACCACGCUGCUCUCUGUCUCAGUUCCGCUCAAAGCAACGCAUUCCUCUCUUCAUCUUCUCCAUCAUCGUCAGCUUCUCUGCAGCCGAACAGACUUCAAUUCGUCGUCGUUAAUGUCAGCAGCAACUUCCCAAACCCUCGCUCGCUCAGGCUUUGCUCCGCCGCCAUGUCUUCCUCCUUGAGCGAAGUGAAGUCUUCCUCAAUUCCUUUUCUUGACCGUAAGGAGACCGACAUCCUUCACUUCGUCAAGUACCACGGCCUCGGAAAUGACUUCAUUUUGGUUGAUAAUCGAGAUUCUACUGUGCCCAAAAUCACUUCAGAGCAAGCGGUUAAAUUGUGCGACCGUAACUUUGGGAUUGGUGCAGAUGGAGUCAUAUUUGCGUUGCCAGGAAUCAAUGGGACUGACUAUACUAUGAGGAUUUUCAAUUCGGAUGGUAGUGAGCCGGAGAUGUGUGGCAAUGGGAUCAGAUGCUUAGCAAGAUUUAUUUCUGAGCUUGAAAAUUCUCAAGGCAAGCAAAGUUACACUAUACAUACUGGUGCAGGUCUAAUUAUUCCUGAAAUUCAAGAAGAUGGUCAGGUUAGAGUUGACAUGGGCGAGCCAAUUUUGAAGGCACCAGAUGUCCCGACAAGGUUGGUGCCAAAUAAGGAUCAAUCAGUUGUGAAAUCUAAAUUGGACGUGGAUGGAGUAUCUUGGAGUGCAACAUGUGUUAGCAUGGGAAAUCCUCACUGUGUUGUUUUCGGUACGGAUUUAAGUGAGAAUCUGGAAGUUGAUGAAUUGAACCUGGGAGAAAUAGGUCCAAAGUUUGAACAUCACUUUAUGUUCCCGGCCCGAACCAACACAGAGUUUGUGCAAGUGUUUUCUCCUACGCACCUUAAAAUGCGUGUUUGGGAGCGUGGCGCUGGGGCUACUCUAGCUUGUGGGACCGGUGCUUGUGCAGUAGUUGUCGCGGCAGUGCUUGAAGGUCGUGCAGGGAGGGCCUGCAGGGUGGAUUUACCUGGAGGACCAUUGCAAAUUGAGUGGAGAGAAGAAAAUAACCAUGUCUACAUGACUGGCCCCGCAGAGGUGGUGUUCUACGGCUCAGUUCCCCUGUAACCUUUACUUGUUUACAACAUUUUAAGACACGCUCCCUUUAUAAGGCUUUGGAUUCAGAUGGUAGAAGACUUUUAUUCCAAAAGAUACACUAUUCCUAGAACUAGGUUGCGUGCUCGACAUUUCUCGAUUGCUGCAGCCUUUAUAUGUAAAAUGUGACCUUGACGACCAAGGAAAGUGAAACCUAGUAUUAAACAAGAAUCUUCCAUUAAAAUUAUUUUUGAUAAGGUAAUCCCUUUUACCCUAUUAAAGCAGAAUACAUGAUGUUGAUGUGACAAUUUUUUUUAAAAAAAAUUUUGGCUCCAAAUGCACUAUAUUGCUUUAACCAUUCUGGCACGUGUCAUCCUUUUUUAAUAGAAAAAAAAAACUUCUUAUCUGGAAAAACAAAAGCUAAUUUACAAAAAUAGCUACACAAUUUUAACUCCUAGCACUUAUCAUUUAUCAAUCAAAUUAAGAUACCAUUUAAAUUUGUC
This is a messenger RNA of Oldenlandia corymbosa var. corymbosa, 2045 nucleotides long. The record is from the annotation of a GenBank genome assembly. NCBI's taxonomy places the organism in Eukaryota, Viridiplantae, Streptophyta, Magnoliopsida, Gentianales, Rubiaceae.